Molecule: messenger RNA, 2744 nt
Organism: Odocoileus virginianus texanus
Lineage: Eukaryota; Metazoa; Chordata; Mammalia; Artiodactyla; Cervidae
Gene: MAN1C1
Product: mannosidase alpha class 1C member 1
Biological process (GO): carbohydrate metabolic process; mannose trimming involved in glycoprotein ERAD pathway
Cellular component (GO): extracellular exosome; Golgi membrane; endoplasmic reticulum
Molecular function (GO): calcium ion binding; mannosyl-oligosaccharide 1,2-alpha-mannosidase activity
Source: RefSeq, a predicted model, not a curated record
CGCGGGAGGACUCUCUCUAAACUCCCUGAACUUCGGGAACAAGCCCCCCAAAGGGCGAAACUCUCAGGGACCCCCACCCCGGGCGGCGCGCCCUCGACGACCUCCUUUCGCCGAGCCCCGCUGCUGACAAGUGCCUGGACUCCGAGGACCUCAGGAGCUCGGCCGGAGCUGAGCGUGCCCCAGCCCCGUGCCUGGUCACGAUGCUCGUGAGGAAAGUGCCCGGCUUCGUUCCGGCCUCCCCGUGGGGGCUGCGGCUGCCGCAGAAGUUCGUCUUCCUCCUCUUCCUCUCCGGCCUGGUCACCCUGUGCUUCGGGGCCCUGUUCCUGCUGCCCAACUCGUCUCGCCUCAAGCGCCUCUUCCUGGCCCCUCGGACCCAGCAGCCCAGCCUGGAGGCAGUGGCCCAAGUCGCCAGCCACCCGCGGGCCCGCGGACAGGAGUCACCUCCCAACCCGGCCCCCGCGGCUCCAGCCCCGGGAGAGGAUGACCCCGGCAGCCAAGCCAGUUCCCGGCGCAGGAAAGGCUGGCUGCGCCGCACGCACCCCACCGGACCCCGGGAGGAAGCCACGGCGACCCGGGGCGGCGGCGCCACGGCCCUCAGACCCCAGGAGGGGAGCGUCCCCUCUAGCUUUGACUUCAAGGCGUUCCGGAGCCGCCUUCGCCACCCGGUCCUGGGGACUAGGGCCGACGGGAGUAAGGGGCCCCAGAGCCUAGUUCAGACCCAGCGGGAGAAAAUCAAGGAGAUGAUGCAGUUCGCCUGGCAGAGCUACAAGCGCUACGCGAUGGGGAAAAACGAGCUCCGGCCCCUCACCAGAGACGGCUACGAGGGCAACAUGUUCGGAGGCCUCAGCGGGGCCACGGUCAUCGACUCCCUCGACACCCUCUACCUCAUGGAGCUGAAGGAGGAGUUCCAGGAGGCCAAGGCCUGGGUUGAAGAGAGCUUCCACUUGAACGUGAGCGGAGAAGCGUCCUUGUUCGAAGUGAACAUCCGGUACAUUGGAGGACUGCUCUCAGCCUUCUACCUGACUGGAGAGGAGGUGUUCCGGAUAAAGGCCAUCAAGCUGGGAGAGAAACUCCUGCCAGCCUUCGACACCCCCACGGGAAUCCCAAAAGGCGUGGUGAACUUCAAAAGCGGCUCCAACAGGAGCUGGGGCUGGGCCAUGGCAGGGAGCAGCAGCAUCCUGGCGGAGUUUGGGUCUCUGCACUUGGAGUUCUUACACCUCACCCAGCUCUCUGGCAACCAGGUCUUCGCAGAAAAGGUCAGGAACAUCCGAAAAGUCCUUCGGGAAAUUGACAAGCCCUUCGGCCUCUACCCCAACUUCCUCAGCCCGGUGAGCGGGAACUGGAUGCAACACCACGUCUCGGUUGGAGGACUCGGGGACAGUUUUUAUGAAUAUUUGAUCAAGUCCUGGCUGAUGUCGGCCAAAACAGAUAUGGAAGCUAAAGAUAUGUACUACGAAGCCUUGGAGGCAAUAGAGACCCACUUGGUGAAUGUCUCUCCCGGGGGGCUGACCUACAUCGCCGAGUGGCGAGGGGGGAUCCUGGACCACAAGAUGGGGCACCUGGCCUGUUUCUCCGGGGGCAUGAUCGCCCUUGGCGCUGAGGAUGCCAAGGAAGAAAAGAGGGCCCACUACCGAGAGCUCGCAGCCCAGAUCACCAAGACGUGCCACGAGUCGUACGCCCGCUCAGAUACCAAACUGGGGCCCGAGGCCUUCUGGUUUAACUCGGGCAGAGAGGCCGUGGCCACACAGACGAGCGAGAGCUACUACAUCCUACGGCCGGAGGUGGUGGAGAGCUACAUGUACCUGUGGCGGCAGACCCACGACCCCAUCUACAGGGAGUGGGGCUGGGAAGUGGUGAUGGCCUUGGAGAAAUACUGUCGGACGGAAGCUGGGUUCUCUGGGAUCCAGGACGUGUACAGUAAGGUUCCCAACCACGACAACAAGCAGCAGACGUUCUUUCUGGCGGAGACUCUAAAGUAUCUCUAUCUUCUGUUCUCUGAAGAUGACAUGCUCUCCCUGGAAGACUGGGUGUUCAACACAGAGGCCCACCCACUCCCCGUGAACCACUCGGACAGCUCCGGCCAGGGCGGGGGCUGACACCCACCCGGAUCCCUGCCGCUCCCGGGUCACCUCUUCUAGAUUUGGGGGUUGUUCUCAAACGGAUUGGGAACGUGGGCCCCUGCCCGGCAGACCCAGCCGAUGUGUUGGACGAGCAACUUCUUUUCCUCUGUGAGGAGACAGGACUUGGAGAUGCGGAGAUGUCACACCAGGCCCAGACAUUCCUUUCCACAGAGAAUUUCUGUGAAGCCUGCUCUCUCGCCAUUCCAGGGCCAAAGCACCGGAGGUUUGCAUUGCAGCCUCAUGGAUUUGAUUCACUUCCUUUCCUUUUGGCGGUUUAUUGGGUUUUGCUUGAUUUUGCCUUUUCUCUACAGUUGUGUUUUUAUCACAGAUUAUAAGUAUAGUUUUCAAAAUCAUGUGCUUUCAAAAAUGCUGUCAUCCUGAUAAACUAAACCUUAAAGUGUUUGCACUCACAUACACAAACAUACAAAAUCUUGACCCCAUUUUCUAUGUUUUGAAUUCCUUUUGCCCAACAUUUACUAUAUGUUCAAUUAUGUGUCAUUUAUCUUAUAAUUUGAGAAAGAGUUCUCCUUUGAUUUGGGCCAGUUAUGAAUCACUAGUGCUGUUUUCAUUACUGUAAUGGAAAAAUCUGUAAAGUUACAAUAAAAGAGUUUAUUGAAUAAGAAA